Cynoglossus semilaevis (tongue sole) is the source of this 4430-nucleotide messenger RNA. RefSeq names its product choline transporter-like protein 2. Gene Ontology annotation, cellular component: membrane. Gene Ontology annotation, molecular function: transmembrane transporter activity. The coding region runs from base 145 to 2652 and encodes 835 amino acids. Gene Ontology annotation, biological process: transmembrane transport. NCBI's taxonomy places the organism in Eukaryota, Metazoa, Chordata, Actinopteri, Pleuronectiformes, Cynoglossidae. The record is from RefSeq and is a predicted model, not a curated record. The transcript is spliced from 22 exons.
CGCUCGUUCCCUUUCUCUCUCUCUCUCUCUCUCUCUCGCUCCUCUCUCUCCUCUCUCGCUGUUGUGGAGCUGAAGCAGUUCUGACCACUGUGAUCCUAGUGUGUGUGUUUUUCCCAUGAUACUUGUGCUGUGACCAGUGUGAUAAUGGAUAUGGACGAGAAAAAACCGGACGAUAAAUAUGGCGAGUCCAAGAAGUUUGAUCCCAAUUUCAAAGGGCCGAUCCAAGACAGGAGCUGCACAGAUGUUCUCUGUUGCAUCCUCUUCAUCCUGGCCCUUCUGGGUUACUUUGCAGUGGGCAUCAUUGCCUGGUCUCAGGGUGAUCCCAGGAAGGUCAUCUACCCCACUGACAGCAGGGGGCAGUUCUGUGGACAAGCAGGGACAUCCCUGGAGAAGAAGCCAUUCCUCUUCUACUUUAACAUCCUGAAAUGUGCCAGCCCCCUGGUGCUGCUGGAGUUCCAGUGUCCCACCACUCAGUUAUGUGUGGAGAGCUGUCCGAACAGACAUAUGACGUUGGUGAAAGCCAAGGUGGGCAGCAUGGAGGACCGUGAGUACUACAAACAGUACUGCAAGGAAGGAGUGGACUUUGCAAAAAUGAGUCCUCCUGAGAUCCUGAGGGACAGCCUGUGUCCAGCCAUGUUGAUGCCCAGUAAAGUCUUCACCCGUCGCUGCCUUCCUGCUUUAGGAACGAUGAAAGGUGGUGUGGUGGUGGUGGGCAAUGAGACCAUUAUUGAUUCUGGAGAAGGAGUCAGUAUCAACGCCUCUGAUGUUCUGGAAGCCUCAAAGAAGUCAAAUAUAGCUAUGGAAGCUCGGCAGGUGGCCAUGAGAAUCUUUGAAGACUACACACAGUCCUGGCACUGGAUAUUACUUGGUCUGGUCAUAGCCAUGCUGGUCAGUUUGCUCUUCAUCGUCCUGCUGCGAUUCCUGGCUGGAAUCAUGGUCUGGAUCAUGAUCGUGUUGGUCAUUCUUGUGAUUGGCUACGGUAUUUUCCACUGUUACAUGGAGUUUGCCAGUUUAAAGGGAGAACCUGGGGCUGACGUCACCAUCCGAGACCUUGGUCUGCAGACGGACUUUGCCAUCUACCUUCAGAUCAGACAGACCUGGCUGGCUUUUAUGAUCAUCCUGGCCAUAGUCGAGGUCAUCAUCAUCCUGCUGCUCAUCUUCCUCAGGAAAAGAAUCCUCAUCGCCAUCGCACUCAUCAAAGAGGCCAGCAGAGCUGUCGGCCAUGUGAUGUCGUCCCUCUUCUACCCCCUGCUGACCUUUGCCCUCCUGGCUGUGGUGAUUGCCUACUGGGCCAUUACUGCUGUGUUCCUGUCCACCUCCAAUGAGCAGGUUUACAAAGUCUUCAACAACUCAGAGUGUGAGUUCUCACUACAGACCUGUGACCCUGCGACAUUCAACACGUCCAACGUCUCGGCUCAGUGUCCUGAUGCCGAAUGUCUUUUUGCGUUCUACGGUGGAGAGACCCUCUACCACAAAUACCUCAUCCUGUUCCAGUUCUACAACGUUUUCCUUUUCUUCUGGUGUGCCAACUUUGUGACGGCCCUGGGUCAGGUGACUCUGGCAGGAGCCUUCGCCUCCUAUUACUGGGCCUUUAAGAAGCCAGAGGACAUUCCUACUUAUCCCAUCUUUGCCUCGCUAGGACGGGCCCUCAGGUACCACACAGGCUCUCUGGCCUUUGGUUCUCUGAUCCUGUCUGUGGUCCAGGUCAUCAGGGUCAUUCUGGAGUAUCUAGAUCACAAGUUGAAAGGUGCUCAGAACAAAUUUGCCAAAUUCCUGCUCAGCUGCAUGAAGUGUUGCUUCUGGUGUCUGGAGAAGUGCAUCAGGUUCCUCAACAGAAACGCUUACAUCAUGAUCGCUGUCUAUGGAAAAAAUUUCUGCACUUCAGCUCGAGACGCCUUCUUCCUCCUUAUGAGGAACAUCGUCAGAGUUGCUGUUUUAGACAAAGUGACCGACUUCCUGCUGUUUCUUGGAAAACUCCUCAUCGUUGGCAUCGUUGGGAUCUUCUCUUUCUUCUUCUUCUCUGGAAGAAUCAAGGCCGUUGAAGAUGCAGCUCCAUCUCUGAACUACUACUGGGUGCCAAUAUUGACGGUGGUCGUGGGAUCUUACCUCAUCGCCCACGGCUUCUUCAGUGUUUAUGCCAUGUGUGUGGACACACUCUUCCUCUGCUUCUGCGAGGACCUGGAAAGAAAUGACGGGUCUUCUGACAGACCGUACUUCAUGUCUCCUGAGCUCCACGAGAUUCUCUCCAAGACUAAAGUGGUGGAGGAAGAUCACGAUGGCACUGAACAGGCAGACGCUGCGAAGCAAAUGGACGAAGUGAAGCUGGAGGAGGAAACACCUCUGAAGCAGCAGCAGGAUGGAGAAAUCCAACUGACACAGCAGCCAGUCCUGAAGCAGAAAAAUGAGGAGGAGCAGCCGCUGCAAGACAAGACUGAUACUGAAGAACCCAAGGAGGAGAAGAGUGAUGAACUCACGGCCAAUCAGACAGAAGAAGCUGAGAAAAAAGAGGAAGAAGAAGAAGAAAAGCAGGAUGAGAAGACAACCGAGCCGACGCCUCCUGCUGUGAAGGCUGAGGAAAAGGAGUCUGACGCAAAGGAGGAGAAGAAGGAAGAAUCCCAGGGUGAAACUCCACCCUCGGCUCCGCAGGAAUAGAUCCAAUAACCUGUCACAGCAAAAAGAAGCGAGGCAAAUAAAACCUCAUAAAUCCUUAAGAAUGAAAGGACCGUCUCCGAUAGUGUUGUGAUAUGGACCUGCUUAAUGUGUGGCAAAAAAAAAACCAAGCUAAAAUUCAGAUGGCUCUCUGAGUGGUGUGAUGUCUGGGUGGAGAAGGUGUUGGUCAAGGUGGGUGGGUGAAGACGGUGAAGCAGGUCAAAAGCCCAGUGCGUCUCUGUAGCUUGAAUUUAAAAAAAACUGCUCUGUGAUGUUGGUUUUAAACAGGUGUUUAAGUAACACUUUAUAUCAAAGUACUCAGAACUGUUGACUAGCUUUGAAAUUACAACUCAAAAUCCUUUCUGCCUUUUUCCCAGCGUUAACCCAGCAAGUAAAUAGUCUCCCAAAAAAAAAAAAAAAACCCUAAAUCUUAACGUGAAUUUUUUUGGAAACUUGAGAAUCCGAGGAAACGCGUUAAUUAAACUUCACUCACGCAUGAGUAAGUUUUACAACACUGAAAAAAAGUUACUGCGCCCCAGGAAUGUUAGCAUAAUUGCAGUAUUUAUUUACUGUUAGCCUAACGCUAGCUCAGAAAAGUAGAUAAAUAAAUUGCACUAAGAUAUAAAUAAUAAUAAUAAUGAAUAAGGACUGUUAAAGCUAAAAUGGUCUUAAUUGGUUCAAAUAACCACUACCAUAACAAAUCUCAGCCAAAGCAGCCAGGAUUUUAGGUCAAUUGCUAAAAAUGCUGAAAGCUGUUAGCCUAAAUCCAUCUAACAAUCUUUGAAAGAUUUUACCUUACAAUAACCAAAAAUGAUUAAAUAUAUUCAUAUAUAUAUAGACCAUCAAAAUUAAUUUGUCACCCUGAUGGAGACAAAAACGUUUAAAAAAAUAGUUAAAAUAAAAUAAAUUUACCAUUUAGGUGCCAAAAACUUGACCUUAAACAAGACUUUGUGACUGGUCAGAUCUGGUCAGACCUGCUCUGAUGAUGGGAUGAUGCAGGAUAAAUAACAAAGAAGUGAUGGUCCAGUUCACACCUGAAUAUAAAGUGUUACCGUUUUCUUAUUGUGACGAUCUGUUGAACUUUGUGAGUGUUGACUCUGUGCCUGGUUCCUGUCACCGAUGUUUGUCGUCUUAAUCCUGUCAAACAGCUGCACCUGUGGUGCUGUGUACAGUCAGAACCAACACCAUCUGCAGUGCGUCCGUGGUGAAACCUCUCCUUCACUGUUUACAAUAAAAACCAGCUGAGGCCAAAACCUGACACAUGUAUUUGAUAAACCACCACUGGGUCUUUUCUCCCUCUGGGUCUUGUGUGUAUAUAUUUACAUGUAUACAUAUUUGCAGUCGUGUUUGCCUAUGAUGUUUUUUUUUUUUUUUUGGCUUCAGUCUCGUGCAGAUCCAUCUGGUCAUGAUGGGAUCCAACAUGUAUUGUAUGGUCACCUCCUUGCCUUGGUAUUUCAGACUGCUCUCAGUGUCUGUGGUGCAGCGGUAGUGACCCAGUGAACCCCACGUACCCACUGUUUACUAACCACACCUACCUGUCGCUCUCUCUCUCUCUUUCUCUCUCUCUCUCUCUCUCUCUCUCUCUCUCUCAGUGCUGCAUGGCGUCGACCUGACCUUCUGAAUGCUCGUACACUAACAUCUUAAACACUUUUGGAUGCUUUUCUAUCUCCUACUCUUUGUUAUCUCGUGACAACUGUAUGCUGAUUUUUUUCAAAUGAAAUUACUGAUGACAUUCCUUAUUUAUUGGCUGUGAAUCUUGAUUAAAAGUGGUUGUAUUACAA